Messenger RNA from Polyodon spathula (Mississippi paddlefish), 906 nucleotides. It is a transcript of the gene rap2c, whose product is annotated as RAP2C, member of RAS oncogene family. The coding region runs from base 310 to 861 and encodes 183 amino acids. Gene Ontology annotation, cellular component: plasma membrane. The transcript has 2 exons. Gene Ontology annotation, biological process: Rap protein signal transduction; negative regulation of cell migration. Gene Ontology annotation, molecular function: GTPase activity; GDP binding; GTP binding. Lineage: Eukaryota; Metazoa; Chordata; Actinopteri; Acipenseriformes; Polyodontidae. The record is from RefSeq and is a predicted model, not a curated record.
AAUAAAGGAGUUGGCAUUUUAAAUUUGUUCAUUAUUUAUUUGAAAUUUUAAAAAAGCAAUAACGUCUUGCUAGAUUUAAACACAAUAGUUAGGUUUCUAAUUUAAAGAUUUCAAUCUGUGAUUGGUGGUUUUUUUUUUUUUUUAUUUAGAUAUUCAGUGUUAGGUUGUAGUAAUUAACGUUAGUUGCAACACGAUGAAGGAGCGUAGGACUGACGCUUUAUAGACCUCCUUUCUUAGUAGCAUUUUCAAUAUUUAAAUACGAGAAGCAGCAUCAUCCACAGUGCUGGUUUGUAUGUUCCCGAGACUCCGAUGAGGGAGUACAAAGUUGUGGUCCUGGGGAGCGGAGGGGUUGGCAAGUCGGCUCUCACGGUGCAGUUCGUGACUGGGACGUUUAUCGAGAAGUAUGACCCGACCAUCGAAGAUUUCUAUCGGAAAGAGAUCGAGGUGGACUCCUCGCCCUCGGUGCUGGAGAUCCUGGACACGGCGGGCACAGAGCAGUUCGCCUCCAUGCGGGACCUGUACAUCAAGAAUGGCCAGGGGUUCAUACUGGUCUACAGCCUUGUCAACCAGCAGUCAUUCCAGGACAUCAGGCCCAUGAGGGACCAGAUUGUGCGAGUGAAGCGCUAUGAGAAGGUGCCGCUGAUCCUGGUGGGGAACAAGGUGGACCUGGAGAGCGAGCGCGAGGUGUCCGGGGCAGACGGGCGCGCCCUGGCCCAGGAGUGGGGUUGCCCGUUCAUGGAGACCUCUGCCAAGAGUAAGACCAUGGUGGAUGAACUGUUUGCUGAGAUUGUGCGGCAGAUGAACUACGCCUCGCUGCCCGAGAAGCAGGACCAGUGUUGCACCACCUGUGUCGUCCAGUGAGGGCCCAGCAGGGAGGACCUGGAACCGUGGCCACACCAAAAACAG